AUGCCAUUAACUGAGGAAAGAACGUCACGAUUGUCAACUGGCUCGGCAUGGGAGAGCUUCAGGCUCUCCGUAGUAUCCUUCUCCAAGGUUUUCCUUGUUGCUCCAUGUUCCAAGCACAAAUGUUGUCUUGGUUGUAUAUCACUGAACGAUGCAAUCCCAUUAAUAUGUUUUGCUGAAAUAUUUUCAUUAGUGUUUCUCAGCAUGGUUGUUCUUGACUUUUAUAUAACAGAUGGUCGCACAUUCUAUACGCAUUAUUUCGAAGGCUACGGAACUCAAAUUUCAAUCGGAAUCAUUCAGAUGAAUCUGACGAAUUCGAUAGUCGCCGAAACUCUGCGGCAAUUCCAAUUGUACGUGUGGAUCAUAUUCAAUCAUUUGAUGAAGAACGUGAGAGCCAAGACGUGA
Messenger RNA from Caenorhabditis bovis, 402 nucleotides. NCBI's taxonomy places the organism in Eukaryota, Metazoa, Nematoda, Chromadorea, Rhabditida, Rhabditidae. The record is from the annotation of a GenBank genome assembly.